AUGUACAAGGCCGUCAUCCUGCCGACGUUACUGUACGGAGCAGAGACAUGGACGGUGUACACGAGGCAGGCACGUCGACUGAACCACUUCCACCUCAGUUGUCUUCGUCGCAUCCCGAGGCUGAACUGGCAGGAACGAAUCCCCGACACAGAAUUACUGGAACGAACGGGAAUGCUCAGCAUCUACGCCAUUCUGAGACAAAUGCAGCUGCGCUGGAGCGGCCAUCUGGUGCGCAUGGACGACGAGCGACUACCCAAACGACUCUUCUACGGAGACGUCGCGACGGGUUCUCGUCGUCAAGGAGGACAAAUUCGCCGUUAUAAGGAUACCCUGAAGUCCUCCCUGAAGCGCCUGCAAAUCAACCCGACCAACUGUGAAGAGCUCGCCCGCGAUCGGCCGAAUUGGAGGAGGACAGUGAAGACGGGCGCUGCUAUCUACGAAGCCAACCGCAUCGCGGCCGCCAAAGUGAAACGCGAAGCCCGCAAAUCACAAUCUCGCCCAGUACGCAACGCCGCCGCACAACCGCUCCCUACGUGUCCUCGAUGUCAACGGACAUUCCGAGCACGAAUCGGACUUGUUGGACAUCUUCGGAUCAACUUCACCUCUCGAACUGCUCCAGCCAUCGUCCCCCCGCCCGCCUCUUCCUCCUCUCUUCCGCCAACUAACUCUGACACUCCUUCUGCACCACCACUUCCAUCCUCCUCCUUUUUCUCCUCCACUGCCCCAGCGGCGGCCGUUCAGACUGCCGUCUCACACAUCACCAACCCCGACACAAUAACCGCCACCACCCCCACCUCUCCCGAUUCCAGUGAUGAGGAUCAGGACUACACCUGCUCUCACUGCGACCGCACCUUCACCUCUCGCAUCGGCCUGGUCGGUCACUUGCGAAUCCAUCGCACAGAGACUGGUGAACCAGUGCCUGGAGCACCAACCUACACCCACCGCACUCGCUUCCACUGCCCACAAUGCCCUCGCACCUUCAGGCACCGCAUGGGCCUAUUCGGCCACAUGCGCAUCCACGAGAGCGGAAUUGACCGCAGGCUUGACACACCCACCCCGCCGAGCCCCACUCCCAAUCCAUCACCUUGUGCACCCACUAACCACUCCCCAGCCGACAUCGACGCCACCGACCUUACCACCCCUCACUCCUCCCCUUCCUCCUCCUCUUCCUCCUUCACUGCCACAACGACGGCCACUCCGGCGUCUGUAGCGCAUGACUUCACCACAGCCGCACCUGACACAACAACAGGCACAACCCCUGCAACCUCCAUCAUCAGACGUGAGGGCAAGGACUACAUCUGCCCUCACUGCGAUCGCACCUUCACCUCACGCAUCGGCCUGGUCGGUCACCUGCGAACCCAUCGCACAGAGACUGGCGAACCAGUGCCUGGAGCACCAACCUACACCCACCGCACUCGCCUCCACUGCCCACACUGCCCUCGCACCUUCACGCAUCGCAUGGGUCUAUUCGGCCACAUGCGCAUCCACGACGACCUGCGGUAG
This is a messenger RNA of Spirometra erinaceieuropaei, 1503 nucleotides long. The record is from the annotation of a GenBank genome assembly. Lineage: Eukaryota; Metazoa; Platyhelminthes; Cestoda; Diphyllobothriidea; Diphyllobothriidae.